AUGCUCUUCCCAUCUGUCCGAAAUGUCGGUCUUUUAGUCCUUGGGGCCUUGAUCGCGGUCAACCCUAUACUCAGUGGUGCUCACGAUGUUUCGGUACCCUUGGACCCGCUUGGCCCGCUCAAAGUCGCCCUCGACUAUGGCCUUGCAACAACUUGGCCGCAGCCGCAGGACCUCUACCUUACCAAUGCCAAGCGUAAUUGGCAAUUUAGCAGCCACAUCGUGUUCGCGAGUCGCGUCGGGGAUUCUGAUGAGGAGAACCCUCCAGUCUCAGACGGGCAGCUCUGGCAAAUCGCGCGAGAUGCGGUCGAUGAAAUGAUUCGCGACCGAAAGCAGUAUGGCAUCGUUGAUCGGGCAGAGCCCACGGCCAUGGGAAUUCUGGCCUGGGGCAAUGAAAUUAUCCUUGCUUCCUCUAUGAAGGGAGCGGGCUCUUUCUCCUAUGACUUUCUUGGCGGCGACACGACGGUCGGCAAAAGUCUUCAGAAAUGCCAGAUAGUCUGGAGAGAUAACAGCUUACCUGACAAAGAUAAGACGAAAAUCCACAAGAACAAGGGUAAUUGCGCAGAGCCUAUGGCGGCUCAUCUAUACUAUAAAAAUAACGGAAAGAACCUGAAAGAUCAAAAAGCGAGGGUUGGCACAUGGGUUAUACGGCAAGGUGUAUGGGCAAAGACAGAUCCAUGUGGAACUGGCAGCGAAGACUUUUGGGGUUGCAAUCUUUUCGCACAAGAUCAGGGGCUCAGGGCCUUAAGUACGACCACGCUGUCGGCGCCCUACACGCUGGCAAACCUUGCAGGAGGCCCGACCAUUCAGGAGCAGAUUCAGUUAUGCGGGGGUCAACCCAGAGUGUUUGUUGGCUAG
This is a messenger RNA of Aspergillus tanneri, 855 nucleotides long. RefSeq lists its product as uncharacterized. Bases 1 to 855 code for a protein of 284 amino acids. The transcript has 2 exons. NCBI's taxonomy places the organism in Eukaryota, Fungi, Ascomycota, Eurotiomycetes, Eurotiales, Aspergillaceae. The record is from RefSeq and is a predicted model, not a curated record.